Messenger RNA from Diaporthe batatas, 852 nucleotides. RefSeq lists its product as uncharacterized. The transcript is spliced from 3 exons. NCBI's taxonomy places the organism in Eukaryota, Fungi, Ascomycota, Sordariomycetes, Diaporthales, Diaporthaceae. The coding region runs from base 1 to 852 and encodes 283 amino acids. The record is from RefSeq and is a predicted model, not a curated record.
AUGGUUCUGUGGGGUGCCAAGUAUCAGCCCCAGCCAGAUCUCUUCUAUGUCCGGUCGGGUGCAUUCUUGCGCGCAAAGUAUAACACGAACAACGGGGGCAGGUACCAUCAAUAUCAGGGCUUCAAUGAUGCAUUCAAGGACGAUAGUACGGGUACAUCCCUGGCAGGAUACUGGCCGUUCUAUGCCCACCUCGAUACGGACCAUGCAGUGGCCAUGUGGCACGAUAACCCAGCCUCUGACAUUGAAUACUCUCAGACGGGCAACUGGAGCGGUUGGCUUGUGCCUGACGCCAAUUCUAUGGCCGGAAGCAAGUUGGCAGUGGUACCAACGGGUACAAACAUGACGAGCCUGUCCUGGUGGCGAAAUUACGGCCUGUUCUAUCAAGCCAUCACUGGGGAACUAGCGUUUAUACAGCCCCACAAGGGCUAUGCCGAAGAAAAUAACACAUUCAUAGAUAGCUGGCGCAGUGACGCAAGGUUCCCGUUGAUCUCCCUCGCGCCCGGCGGCUCCUUCGCGGCCUUCACUACGGCCAGGCCGGAGAGCAGCGAAGGCCUCGUCAACACCUAUGUGCUCUACCAAGAGCCCUCGUCACGAAUUAGUACGGUUCAUCUUGACAACCACUCUCAGUGGGUCACGACACAGCCCGCGGCUCUCAGCAUCGCAGACAACGGGACAAGCAUCGCGUGCGUGACCAUGCCCAUGACGCAGAGGGAUUCCUAUGGGUACGAUCUGGACCUCGAAGUGGCUUCGGUCCAAGCCAACAGGUGUUACUUCCAACGAGAGGGAAAUGUGAUCGAAGUUGCGUUGAAUGGCACCGAUUGGACCGAGCUGGGCACAGUCCCAAUCGAUUAA